Molecule: messenger RNA, 675 nt
Organism: Phytophthora infestans T30-4
Lineage: Eukaryota; Oomycota; Peronosporomycetes; Peronosporales; Peronosporaceae
Exons: 7
Coding region: 1-675 (224 amino acids)
Source: RefSeq, a predicted model, not a curated record
AUGGCGACACGCCAGCAUCUGCGGAUAUAUCGAUCUCUGGAGCAGGACAAGGAGCAUUACGUGGGUUUCUCGCUCUGCUCUGAUAAAACCCCGAAGAAUCGCCGAAUCGCCUUCAAGCCACAGCUCUUGCACCUCCGUGGUGGUGACAAAGUCCAACUUAGCUCGUCAUCGCUGGGCCACCCGCACGGCACGGUGCAUGGGUGGUGGGUCGGUAGGACCAAGCUGCGCGUCUACGAGGGGAAUAAGUUGGACAAGACGACCAAAGGGCAGGGACUGUACGGUUCAUACUCUCUACCGGAAAUGUACAACAUGGAUGAAACGGCCAUCCAGUUCGACAUGCCGCCAGCAAGAACCUGGACAAUUAAAGGGCGAAAAGGAUCAGCUAAAAUCCAAAACCUGACAAAACACUGCGGACGCAUGACGGCUGUCUUGACAGUUCGCGCUGAUGAGGAGGGUAUGCGUGUAGUAGCCGAACAGGCAUGCGCUACAAUGGUCCCAUUACCCGCUAAAGCUACAUCGUUUGUGGACAAGCGCAAGGGUGGUGACACAGUAGCUGCUACCAAUCGCUACAAACAGCUUCAGCCUCUAAGCCUUUUGCUGGAAUUCUACGUGGAGAAUAAGGCGCUCACAAGCUGGAAGGGCUUCUCAAGCUUGAUCACACCACCGCGAUUUUGA